CACUCCCCCCUUCUGCCAUCACACUCCACCACCACCGCUCACCAACAACAACCGAGCAGAGCAGCCCAUCCAUCCCCCUCUCCGCACGGCUGCUCUCCUUCUUCUCCUCUGUGUCCGGCCGCCGGUCUCCUCUGCUCCAGCGAGCUCCCAGUUGUAGACGACCGUACCCACAUGGCGAUGGCGUCGCACAACGGCGGCACCACCAAGCACCUACCGCCGAUGGAGGUCUCCAUGGAGGCCGGGAACGGCGACGCGGCCGAGUAUCUCGACGACGACGGGCGGCCACGCCGCACCGGCACGUUCUGGACGGCGAGCGCGCACAUCAUCACCGCCGUGAUCGGCUCCGGCGUGCUCUCCCUGGCCUGGGCCAUCGCGCAGCUCGGCUGGGUGGCCGGCCCCGCCGCCAUGCUGCUCUUCGCCUUCGUCACCUACUACACCGCCACGCUGCUCGCGGAGUGCUACCGCACCGGCGACCCGGACACGGGCAAGCGCAACUACACCUACAUGGACGCCGUCCGGUCCAACCUCGGCGGCGCCAGGGUCGCCUUCUGUGGCUGCAUCCAGUACGCCAACCUCGUCGGCGUCGCCAUCGGCUACACCAUCGCGUCGUCCAUCAGCAUGCAGGCUAUCAGUAGAGCUGGCUGCUUCCAUAAGCGAGGCCACGCCGUGCCGUGCAAGAGCUCGAGCAAUCCCUACAUGAUCCUCUUUGGAGCUGUGCAGAUCCUCUUCUCCCAGAUACCAGACUUCGAUCAGAUUUGGUGGUUAUCCAUCGUCGCUGCUGUCAUGUCUUUCACCUACUCCAGCAUCGGGUUGUCACUCGGCAUCGCACAGACUGUUGCUAAUGGUGGGUUCAAGGGCAGCCUCACCGGCAUCAGCAUCGGCGCCGACGUCACCUCCACGCAGAAGGUCUGGCACAGCCUGCAAGCCUUCGGCGACAUCGCCUUCGCCUACUCAUUCUCCAACAUCCUCAUCGAGAUCCAAGACACGAUCAAGGCGCCGCCACCGUCGGAGUCGAAGGUGAUGCAGAAGGCGACGCGUCUGAGCGUGGCGACGACGACCAUCUUCUACAUGCUGUGCGGAUGCAUGGGGUACGCGGCGUUCGGCGACAAAGCCCCCGACAACCUCCUCACGGGGUUCGGCUUCUUCGAGCCGUUCUGGCUGAUCGACAUCGCCAACAUCGCCAUCGUGGUGCACCUCGUCGGCGCCUACCAGGUGUUCUGCCAGCCCAUCUUCGCCUUCGUCGAGCGCCGCGCCGCCGCGGCGUGGCCGGACAGCGCCUUCAUCGCCCGGGAGCUCCGCGUCGGCCCCUUCGCGCUGAGCCUUUUCCGCCUGACGUGGCGGUCGGCAUUCGUGUGCGUCACCACCGUCGUCGCCAUGCUCCUCCCCUUCUUCGGCAACGUCGUCGGCUUCCUCGGCGCCGUCUCGUUCUGGCCGCUCACCGUCUACUUCCCCGUCGAGAUGUACAUCAAGCAGCGCCGCGUGCCGCGGGGCAGCACCAAGUGGAUCUGCCUCCAGACGCUCAGCGUCGGGUGCCUGUUCGUGUCCAUCGCCGCCGCGGCCGGCUCCAUUGCCGACGUUAUCGACGCGCUCAAGGUCUACCACCCGUUCAGCAGUUAAUUGUUGUUUAGCUGGAGAGGAGGAUGGACGUAUGUACUGCAUGCAGUAUUCAAUGCGUUCAACGACUUUGGUCAAUCGUACUACAAGGGGUCAAGGGGAGGGAGAGAGAAAAAAAAUGCAGUGUGAGAUGUUUCUUUGCAUGGAGGCCCUUAUAGAACAGUGACGCUUAAUUAAGUGAAAGGUGUAGGCACCCUUGUGCACAUGCUGGUAGCAUUCCUUGGAAGACAAAAGACAAGGGGUGUGGGGCCAGAAUGGCAGGAGGUGGGUGUUGUGAUGAGUCUACUGUAGGUGUAUGGAGCUAAAAAAAAUGUUUCUUUUAACUUUUUUAUUAACAAUUUUAUUUUGUAUAUGUUUUCCUCCUGUAAGGUUAUGUUUGAGAAAUAGCAAAUGACAAUCGAGAGUUCCUCUCUCUCUCUCAAUA
This is a messenger RNA of Sorghum bicolor (sorghum), 2038 nucleotides long. RefSeq names its product amino acid permease 3. The record is from RefSeq and is a predicted model, not a curated record. Lineage: Eukaryota; Viridiplantae; Streptophyta; Magnoliopsida; Poales; Poaceae. The coding region runs from base 172 to 1617 and encodes 481 amino acids. Gene Ontology annotation, cellular component: plasma membrane. The transcript is spliced from 3 exons.